CAUAUUUGCCCGGGCCCAGAUCCCGGCUAAGUCGCUGCUAGAUUGGAAGUGUGCGAUUGGGCCAAAGUUAUCCGCAGCCCCCAUACAAUUUGAUAAAAGAGCCAGGCCUUCCUUCCUUUGAGCUCAUCCUCUGCCAGGUCCCCUCUUCUCGAUGUUUGCUAUCCGGCAGUAGGCAUCCAGUCUAACAGAUUCCUCUGUGUGUGUAAAGCCAGAAGAAGGCCUGCGAUGGGCUUCCUCGAGUUUCUAAGUCGCAAGACGCAGCAUCGGGCUUCAGCGACCAUAACCGCCCCCGGUCGUCGACGAGGACGAUCAGGGCAUGAGACGGGCGCACUGCAGCGACAAGGAACAGCAGAGUCAGAAACGGAGACGGCGACGCGGGAUGGGUUGAGUGAGUACUUUGAUGCGUUUGAGGCAGAUCUCGCUGGUGCUACUGCUGCUGUACCGCCUAUGACUCGUACAACCGAGCAGCAGCAGCAGCAGCGUCACGCUAUUGGGCGUGUUGGUCGAGAGGAUACGGCGAGUACUGAUUCUGCACGUUCACAAGAAACGUGCAUGACCUUGAACGGGUCGAUGCUACGACGUGCCGGUCGAGCGGAUGGCGAGCAGAUCUUACUGGCUUGGUUGAGUUGUCAGGUGUAUCUGACACGACAGGAGUAUGCUGCUCGACAAACGGUGCAUCGGGAACAAGCACGGUUUGUGCGGCCUAUGGAUGGACAGGGGCAUGCUUGUGUGUCUCGGGGCAUCUUAGGAGACGCGGAUGGAGAGAGGGUCACGGGUAUACGGUAUGAGACGUGCUCUGCGGUUGCGAUGGCGCGACCGAUGGGUCUGUUGCUGUGUCAAGAGGAAGACGAGGGUGGUUGGACACGGACACAGCCUGGGUGUGAUCCUGAGCUGGACUGGGCUGAGCUGCAGCGUGGAUAUAGACGCAGCUUGCAGUCGAGGGCCAAGCGACGGAGGUGAUGGAUGCUGAGAUAUAGGUGGAUGUGCGUCGAUAUACCUUGGUCCAUAGUGCAUGAUCUUGUCAACAUCAAUAUUGACAGAUACCCAACAAGGCCUACGCAGCCUGGACCCUGCUAGACACAGACCAAGACAUGCGGAUACUCAUCAUCAACCCAAAUUCAACCAAGGACAUCACCCGCACCCUUGUUGCGGCCCUCCCGCGCUACGAAGGCGUCCUCCUGCACACCCUCGACGCGCCCGUCCCUGCACCUGCAGCGAUUCAGUCGGCCGUGACUUCUAUUGCGAGUGCCUUCUACUCCUUCAAAGCCAUCCUACCGACCCUCGCAGAGUAUGAUGGGUUUCUGGUCUGUUGCUAUAGCGCGCACCCGCUCGUUGAGAUGCUGAGGGAAUCGACCACUGCGCCCGUUGUUGGCAUCAUGCAAGCAAGUCUCGUCACUGGCCUGCAGCUGGGCAAUAAAGUCGGUAUCGUCACCACGGCAG
This is a messenger RNA of Protomyces lactucae-debilis, 1440 nucleotides long. RefSeq lists its product as uncharacterized. The transcript has a single exon. NCBI's taxonomy places the organism in Eukaryota, Fungi, Ascomycota, Taphrinomycetes, Taphrinales, Protomycetaceae. Bases 226 to 960 code for a protein of 244 amino acids. The record is from RefSeq and is a predicted model, not a curated record.